Maudiozyma barnettii is the source of this 1647-nucleotide messenger RNA. It is a transcript of the gene GEP3, whose product is annotated as Gep3p. The record is from RefSeq and is a predicted model, not a curated record. NCBI's taxonomy places the organism in Eukaryota, Fungi, Ascomycota, Saccharomycetes, Saccharomycetales, Saccharomycetaceae. Gene Ontology annotation, molecular function: GTP binding. The coding region runs from base 1 to 1647 and encodes 548 amino acids. The transcript has a single exon. Gene Ontology annotation, cellular component: mitochondrion.
AUGUUGAUGAGAUGUUCAACUAGGAAGAUAUCCCUGAUAUCGGGAUCCAUUUGGAAACGGUUCAUCAAUUGUAAUUCAUGUGGUGUGGAGCUACAAAAUAAAGAUUCACACAAGAAAGGUUACUUUACCAAGAAAUCGGAAGCUGAAGAAAUACAGAAACCAUCGGUUGACAGGAUAAAAUAUUUGCUAUUUAGUCAGAAUAUUCAGAAACUAAACGAUGGUAGUGAACGAGAUAGAGUUAAAAAAGUAGAGUCUCCGCCGAUUUGUAAAAGGUGUAAUGAUGCUUUACAUCAAAAUAAAUACAAUAUUGAAGAUUUCGAAAAAUACACGUUUAAUGAAAUUAUGUCUAAUAUUCCGGAUCAAAGUAAUAUUCUUCAUCUAGUAUCGUUUCCUGAAUUUCCUUUAGGCUUAAAUAGUCGAUUACUUCAAGAUAAGAAACAUAAUGUCGAGUUAGUUUUAACUAAAGCAGAUCAAGUUAUACCAACAAAAUCUAUACUACAGAAAAAUGCCUCAUUAUUUUUAAAAGAUUUUCUGAAAUAUCAUUUAAAUAUUAUCUCUAAUAAAGGUGUGAUCAUAUCGUCCUUGAAAAAGUGGAAUAUUGAAACUUUGUACUCUAUGUUAAAAUCUAAGACAUACCUUAUGGGUAACGCUAAUGCUGGGAAAUCUUCAUUAAUUAACGCAUUGAUUAUGAAAUAUGUUGGAAAAAAGAUAAUAUUCGACAAGAAGGGAAAUAUUGUGACGAAUAAUGACUAUACGGUGGAGAAUAUCCAACAUCAUAUGAAGAACAACAGUGCUGGUGUAUAUCAUGUUCCAAAUAUGACUCGAAAUUUACAAGCCUUUGACAUUAAUGGGAAAGAAAUAUAUGAUUUGCCGGGGUACUCAGAAGAUAUUAAUAAUAUAUAUUUAGAAAAUACCAUAUCUAAGAGUUGGUUACAGCAAAUAAGAAAAACCGAACUAUUUGAUAACAAAAAGAUAAAAAUGAAGCAUUAUACAAGUUUCAAAGGAACAGAAAAUGGUGCUUGUUAUACAGUUGGUGGUAUUUUUUAUUUAGUACCCCCAAAGGGAACUAUCAACCAGAUUGUCAAAUAUAUUCCUGGUAAAUCUAGUGAAUUUAAAAACAUUGAUAAAGCUUUGGAAGUUUUUCAUGAAUGCACGUUGCCAGAUUCAAAGCAUCCUUUAAAGAAUUAUUGUGGCAUAAAAAAUAUUGCAUGUAAUAAAAAGGAUUUGGUUAGAUAUAUAUUGCCACCAUUUCAGGGCAGUGUUGAAAUAGUCAUGAAGGAUAUGGGUUACAUUUUAUUGAGGUCCACUGGCUCAUAUCAAUAUCGAGGGUUAUAUGAGGUGUGGUUACCAAAGGGGAUUGAAAUAUGUAUAAGAGAACCAUUGGAAAAAUUGAUAACAGAAAAUUACAAGAGAUAUAUUGAUACAAAGGGUUCAUUACCCGUUUUCCCUACAGACAGACCUAUCAUCAGUUCCUGUUAUCCAAUGGAUCCAGAUGAAACAAAUACUUUGGCCAAGAUGAAAGACAUAUAUAUGGAAAGAACAAGCAAUGACUUGUCGGCACGUAGAUAUAAAGAUGUCGACCCCAUUGAUUUAUUGAGUACGAAAUCAGAAGAGCAUCAUAAUAUUUACUGGUACUAUAAAUGGUGA